This is a messenger RNA of Cyprinodon variegatus (sheepshead minnow), 409 nucleotides long. Its product is annotated as axonemal dynein light intermediate polypeptide 1-like. Lineage: Eukaryota; Metazoa; Chordata; Actinopteri; Cyprinodontiformes; Cyprinodontidae. The record is from RefSeq and is a predicted model, not a curated record. Gene Ontology annotation, cellular component: axoneme; filopodium. Gene Ontology annotation, molecular function: dynein heavy chain binding. The transcript is spliced from 4 exons. Bases 65 to 409 code for a protein of 114 amino acids.
GUUUCGGUGUCUGCGGGCAAAACUUAUUUUAUUUUUCCUUUGUGUUAAAAAAAGAAGGUGAAAAAUGAUUCCUGCAUCUAAUUCUUUUUUGAAAUACGACGAUCCGAUGUUGAUCAAGAAUUCAGAGACUGAAUCUCCAAAGCAGCCAUCAGACUUCAAACCAGCUACUCGACCUUCUAAGUCAAAACCUGCAACGAGUGAAGACAAUACGGAAACCAAGCAGAUCCUGGAAGCCAUUUUUCCACCCAGGGAAUGGAUGGACGGAAACCAGCGUUGGGUGCAGAAGGUAUCUACUGCUCCGUCUACAAGAGCAGAUGUUAUCCAACUGAAGGAACAGCUGAAUACAAAGCUGAAUACAAAGCUGCAGCAGAGCUGCAGCAGAGACAGUUGCCCGAGCUGUUUGAACUAA